This is a messenger RNA of Capronia epimyces CBS 606.96, 1884 nucleotides long. RefSeq lists its product as uncharacterized. Bases 1 to 1884 code for a protein of 627 amino acids. The record is from RefSeq and is a predicted model, not a curated record. The transcript is spliced from 3 exons. NCBI's taxonomy places the organism in Eukaryota, Fungi, Ascomycota, Eurotiomycetes, Chaetothyriales, Herpotrichiellaceae.
AUGGAGCAAAAGAGAACCGAGCUCCUGCGCGAGAAGACGGUCGACGAGUUCGAGGUGAUUCUGCAUGGCUCCGCCGAGCACGUCGAAGCAAUCCGAAAGUUGCAUGCUCACCAGGAAGCGAAACGAAACCAGCUGAAGGAGCGCCACACGGAGGUCUAUGUCGACAUCGAAAAUGUCAAGUCCGAAUUGGACGCCCUUGCGGCCGAACUUCACCAGGUCACCGCCCACGCAGUCUCGCUCGAUGCAUCCUUCGACCGCUACGGAUAUUCCGCUCAUCUGAGGACCAAGGAUGACGAUUCCGAAACCACCUCGUUCCACGGCAGCCACAGCCACCAGUCCGCCGUUGACAAACACAACGACCGUACCACCGAGGCGCUCAAGUUCAUCCGCCGUCCAACGGUUCGGCAAUACUUCCACAAAGGCCUGCUCUGGAGGUCCGCCAAAGCGGGCGAAGUCGCCUCAUUCGAGCUCUUCGUCGACCUCGUCUAUGUCGGAGUUAUCGACGUGGUGGGUGAAAGAGCUGUCGAACGGCCAAACGGCUUGGCUUUGCUCCAUUUUGUCAUUGUCUUCACAAUUGCUUGGAAGAUCUGGUCGGAUCUCACCAUGAUCAUCAACCAUUUCGACAUCGACGACAUUUUCCAAAGACUGAACGUCAUUUUCUACCUCAUCUGCCUGUUUGGCUUCACCACAAAUAUCGCUUACGCAUUUGACUCGACAUAUACCUCAGCCAUCGCCUUCUACAUCACUCAGCGACUCUUUGGGGCUUUGUGGUAUGUGAGCACGGGGGCUGCCUUGCCUAACAUCCGCGGAACGAUGGUGGUCAUGGCCAUUAUGGUGCUAAUGUCUUGUGCGGUUUGGAUCGGAAGCAUUCAUGUCGGAUGGCCUGAUCAACUGGCAUUGAUCUUCAUCGCUCUUGCAAUUGACACGUUCAGUGGCGUCUUCUUGAUCUACCUCGUGAAGAACACGGGCCACAAGACAUACCUCAAGUCAAUCGAAAAGUACUUUGAGUUCUUCCCGGCCAUCAACAUCGAGCAUCGCGUCGAGCGCAAUAAUGCAUUUGUGUCCCUGGUCUUCGGCUACUCUGUCCUCACCAUCUUGUUCCAAUCAAGGGCUUCGUUUGGGAUCAACGCAUUCUUCGGUAAAGGUGCUCUUGGCCUGAUCCAGGCGUUUGUGUUCAACUGGAUAUACUUCGAAAUCGACGCGUACAACAUCCAUGUUCAUGCUAUAAGACGGCACGCUGUCAGCAGCACGGUCUGGAUAACAGCUCAUCUUCCAUUCAUCAUGGGAUAUGUGCUGGCAGCAUCGACGCUUUCACAGCUUGUUCUGGCUCACGACUGUGCUGGCGCCAAUCCGGAAGAUCUAGGAGAGAAUUACCAAGGACGAAGCGAUUCCGAAGUCGCCAAAGCACUCCGAUGGUUUUACUGCUGCGGACUAGGGAUCGCAUUGUUAGCGAUGGCUGUGAUCUCAUUCUGUCACAUUCAUAAGCGGCUCGCCAACGCUCGGCUCCGGAAACGACCACGACUAGCCGUUCGGGUUUGUGUGGCGAUCAUCAUCAUUUGCUUACCUCUGGCGGACUCGCUCUCAUCUUUGGAUCUCAUUUCGAUCACUACUGCGCUGGUUUGUUUUAUAUUGGCACUGGACCUCUUUGGCAACUCCUGUGAGGGCGACAGUUUCUGGACGGGUGGCUUCUGCGUGCAGGAGAAGAAAAACUGCGUCUACACCGCUAAUUGCAAACUUGGAAAGAGAAGACAGCGAGAGCUGGAAAAGGCAAUCCAGCGCGGGGAGAAGGUGUCUUUGGCGGAUGUGCUCAAGAGGAAUUCGAGCAUGAGUAGCAUGGAGAGUGAGGAGAGUAGAGUGGAGAAGUGGCAUGGGGGACACUAUUGA